Molecule: messenger RNA, 1056 nt
Organism: Tetrahymena thermophila SB210
Lineage: Eukaryota; Ciliophora; Oligohymenophorea; Hymenostomatida; Tetrahymenidae
Product: lactonase, 7-bladed beta-propeller
Exons: 1
Molecular function (GO): 6-phosphogluconolactonase activity; protein binding
Source: RefSeq, a predicted model, not a curated record
AUGGAACAAGCAAAAGUAAUUGAUUUUUUAGUUGGUACAUACACUGAUAAGAUAUUUAGAGUUGCAUUUGAUACUUCUAAAUCAACUUUAUCAAUUGUAGAUACUAUUUAAGUAAAGAAUGGAAGCUUCUUAUUCUAUAUUGAAGAAGAUAAAAUUUUGUUGAGUGUCAGCGAAACAUAAGAAAAUCCUUUAAUUGUAGUUGUUGAUUUAGAUUCUAGCUCUACUACUUAUAAGUAGGUAGUUUAAGAGCUUCCCACUCAUGGUGCUGAUCCUUGUCAUAUAGCAUACUCUAAAAAAAAUAAUUUGGUUCUAGUUUCUAACUACUCUGGUUCCUCUUUGUCUUACUACACAUACAAAGAAAAAAGAUUAGCUUUAGUAGAAACAAUACUUUACAAAGACAGCCCAACAGGUGAAAAAGGAAAUAAGGACAGGCAAGAAGCUCCUCAUCCUCAUAGUGUAGUCUUAGAUAAGAGCGAAAGAUAUGCCUUUUUAUAAGAUUUAGGUUGUGAUGUUAUCAGAAUUUACGAAUUAAAUGCUGAAGGAAAGCCAAUUGAACUCAAAAAAUCAUUUUAAGUUGCUUAUGGAAGUGGACCUAGACAUAUAUAUAACAAAGAAGACAGACUUUAUCUUAUCUCAGAACUCACUCAUGUAGUUUAUGUUUAUGAUUUCGAUAGCAACAAUGUUGAUCUCAAGCUUGUUACAGAAUUUUCAUUAUUCCAUUCAAACAACAAGCAAGAAAUAGCUACUUCAUAUAGUGCAGAAAUUAGGGUAGAUGAAUAAGAUUAAAUUUAUGUGUCAUGUAGAGAAGUAGAUAGAAUAUUUAUAUUAAACUAAAAUGAUAAUAAGUCUUCCACUCAUGAAUUUUCAGAUAAAUUUAACUUCCCCAGUAUCUCCACUCUUGGAAGAUGGCCCAGAAAUUUCAAGUUAACCGAAAAGCACCUCUUAGUAGCUAAUCAAAAAUCAAGCAAUCUCUUUGUAUUUGAUAAAUAAACAAACAAAGAAAUUGCUAAAAUAGAUGUUGAAAUACCUGUUUACAUUGAAUUAUUAAAUGUAUGA